This is a messenger RNA of Stegodyphus dumicola, 819 nucleotides long. RefSeq lists its product as uncharacterized. The record is from RefSeq and is a predicted model, not a curated record. NCBI's taxonomy places the organism in Eukaryota, Metazoa, Arthropoda, Arachnida, Araneae, Eresidae.
AUGGGUCGAAGAUGGACAAUGCAGUCGGCAGCGCAUAUACAGUUUUCCAUAAUGGCACUGAAGUGCAAACCUGGAAGUGCCAUAUGUCUCCGCACAAAUUCGGUCUUCCAGGCGGAAGCCCUUGCUUUGCUGAAAGCAAUAGAAUGGGCACAAACUACCACAGCAGAAGAUUUUACAAUCUAUACUGAUAGCCUAUCGGUACUAUACGCCAUCAACGACCCACGCCACACCUCCCCACUCGUGUCCCAAAUUCAGGAGACACUAAGAAAUACGAGUCCGGUCCAAAAAAUUGAAAUCUCUUGGGUAAAAGCGCACGUUGGUGCCCAGGGCAACGAACGCGCAGAUACCCUGGCAAAAGAGGCAGCACAGGACCGGGAUGCGGUGCAAAUAGACCCACCUUUACCAAAGUCACUUCUCAAGCGGCAGACUUGGCAGUCAGCUCUGUCGCAGUGGCAGCAGGAAUGGAACACGUCACCACAGAGUCGGCGAACUUUCGAAUUCAUACGAAAAGUGGACACGGAACGACUCAUAUCUGCGCCCUUCUUAACAAGAUUCAUCACAGGACAUGGGCCGUUUCCGACCUACUUCGCAGAGAGAAAUAUAUCCUCCACAGACCUAUGUGUCUGCGGAAAAAUCGGGUCCCCCGACCACUACCUGACGGAGUGUCAACUCACCACACAAUGGCACGUUAAACUCCCGUCGAAUAAUGUGGCCGCCUUUAAAAGAUUCGUGCUGAAACAACCACGACUUAUGGACAAAAUCAAAAAGAUCAUGGAUCACUUAGAAGUACUGGGGCAGGAGCUCUGCAGCCCUGCAUAG